AUGGUAGGGGCCUGCCUGGAGGGAGAAUCGGUGGUGAACCAUUCUUAUGGGUCAUUGUGUGCUGAAGAGGAGGGAAGCGAUGCCUUUGGUCCUGGUGGUGACGAAUGUGGUGACGAAUUUGAGGAUGGAGGAUUAGAGGUGGAGUCAGAGUCACAUGAGUAUUUCGGGGACAACUUCUAUGACAACUGGGAAGAGAGAGCCGUCGACGGUAUUAUAGAGCUGGGAUGUAUUAAUCUUAAAGAAAUAACUGCAAGUGAGAUUAUGAUGUGUCAUUUUCUAGAUCGAUCAGUUGCAUUCUUGUUUCACAGUUUGUACGCGAAAAUGAAUGGUUUUGCUGGGUUCAGAGAUAUGGGGUCCGUUAACAACAGUCUGCGACGAAAACUUGAGCCAAAGGCGAAGACUAGAUGCGGUUGUGAGGCAGAAAUGGGAGUUCACUUGCACUUAAAAAGUGGUAGAUGGAUAAUAGGCAAGAAACGGAGGCUCAUAGGUGGGGAUGCGAUGUCUUGCCUUAAGUUCUUAGAAUCAAUGGUGCAGGAGAAUCCAGGAAUGUAUGUGCAUUAUUUGGUGGACAAGGAUGGUUGUCUGGUACACCUAUUUGGGUCGAAUAAUUGUAGUAAGUUGGAUUAUCAUUUGUUUGGGGAUGUCGUAGCAUUUGAUGUGACAUAUCAGAAGAAUAAGUAUAUGUGUCGACUGGUUGUAUUCUCCGAAAUCAAUUACCAUAACCAAACCAUUGUGUUUGCUACUGCGCUAGUGGCAAAUGAGAAUGAACAGACUUACACCUGGUUGCUUCAAUAG
This is a messenger RNA of Arachis stenosperma, 795 nucleotides long. RefSeq lists its product as uncharacterized. NCBI's taxonomy places the organism in Eukaryota, Viridiplantae, Streptophyta, Magnoliopsida, Fabales, Fabaceae. The coding region runs from base 1 to 795 and encodes 264 amino acids. The record is from RefSeq and is a predicted model, not a curated record. The transcript has 4 exons. Gene Ontology annotation, biological process: regulation of DNA-templated transcription.